Molecule: messenger RNA, 1209 nt
Organism: Colletotrichum truncatum
Lineage: Eukaryota; Fungi; Ascomycota; Sordariomycetes; Glomerellales; Glomerellaceae
Product: RNA 3'-terminal phosphate cyclase-like protein
Biological process (GO): ribosome biogenesis; endonucleolytic cleavage of tricistronic rRNA transcript (SSU-rRNA, 5.8S rRNA, LSU-rRNA)
Cellular component (GO): nucleolus
Molecular function (GO): RNA endonuclease activity
Source: RefSeq, a predicted model, not a curated record
AUGUCUUCCGGCCCGGAAUACUUGCGAUUCACAGGACAUCGGUCCUUUGCGCAACGCCUUAUUUUGUCCACACUCACCGGAAGGCCUAUUCACAUAAGCAAAAUCCGCAGCUCAUCGCCGACAAACCCAGGUCUCGCGCCGCAUGAGGUCUCUUUUCUCCGACUCCUUGAAGCCGUCACCAAUGGAAGUUCUAUGCAAAUUUCGUACACCGGUACGACGAUCACGUACCACCCUGGUCUGAUCACCGGAACCAUGGCAGGCUUUGGUGCGUCGGAUGGCGACGUUAUCGAACACAGCCUACCUGCGAACAACACCCGCGGCGUCACUUACUUCCUCCUUCCGCUCUGUCUCCUCGCCCCGUUCUCAAAGGCUCAUGUAAACGUCCGAUUCUCUGGCCCUGGUGUCAUCACUUCUGCCACCCAGACUGGUGACAUCUCCGUCGAUUCAUUUCGCACUGCUAUCCUUCCGCUUUUUGGCCUAUUCGGAAUCCCACCGGCGCGAAUUGAGCUGCGAGUGCUGCAGCGGUCUUGCCCCGGAAAGGGAGGAAGAGGAGGUGGCGGAAUUGUCGAGCUUCGAUUCGCGAGUCAAGUGCGACUUCCCAAAACCUUGCAUCUGAAUCGAAACCCCGGCAAGAUAAGGAGGAUAAGAGGUGUCGCAUACUGUACUGGAGUCUCGGCGUCCAACAAUAGCAGAAUGAUUCAUUCUGCGAGAGAAGUAUUGAACGCAUUGGUCUCCGACAUUCACAUUGCGGCACAGUACGACCAGGCUCCACUAAUCACGGCGGCCGAUAAGUCCAAGACGCGGACAGGUAUUGGUUUUGGCUUGAGUUUGGUCGCCGAGUCCAGCUCUGUUGGUGUGCUAUAUUCAGCAGACGUCGUCGCUCCUCCCGUUGGCGGAGUUGUGCCAGAAGAUAUUGGCAAGAACUGUGCCUACCAGCUACUGGAGACCAUUGCGCGAGGAGGAUGCGUGAGCCAUUCAUCUGCUAGCACCGUCCUAACGCUUAUGGCCAUGGGCUCUGAGGAUGUGGGAAGAUUGAGGAUAGGCAAGGACGUCAUAGGGACAGAAGAAGUAGUGGGCUUGGCCCGGGACUUGCGAACGUUUGGUGCAAGCAGCUGGGGUUUGAGAGAUGUGGAUGAUGAUGACUCGGGUGACAUACUUGUCUCCGUCAAAGGUAGCGGUGUUGGUAAUGUUGGUCGCAAGAUUGCUUAA